CAGAGGAAUUAGUACUGGAGGUGAGAACGCGUGGAAGUAAUCAGUGAAAAUCUAGGUAUUAAUUCAGCCAAAAGGAUGGCACAGUGGAUUACUCCGGUACUUCUGGUUUUCUCUGGGGCUAUGGCACUUCCACCGCCUUGGGUUCCUGAGAUGAACAGUACUCAUGCCUGCGACGAGUACUAUAGCAAGGGAGAGUGUUCGUUUGAAGACACUCCAUUUAUGCACGAGUCAUGCUCCAGUCUUUCAGGAUUUAUGAUGUUGUUGCAAACUACUAUGAUGGCCAGGUGUGAUGUCGCAGAUCCCUGCAGGAGGUUUGAGACCGAUGAAAUCGAGGAAUACGAGGCUUUCGAUUUCAUAAUCGUGGGUGCAGGAGUGGCAGGUCCAGUGAUAGCCCGACGGCUAGCGGACCACGUACCCUUCUGGAAGGUUCUGCUGAUAGAGGCAGGACCACCAGAGCCCUCGAUGACAGCCUUCCCAGGUUUUGCAUUCAACGCAGUCAACACUUCCCUCGACUGGAGUUACAAAACCGAGCCAACACGCCCCCACCCCACCGCCUGCUUGGAAACAGGUGGCGUCUGUACCUGGCCACGAGGUAAAAUGGUAUCUGGUUCAGGUGGAAUGUACGGUAUGAUGUACGUGAGAGGACACCCUGAAGUCUUCAACAGGUGGGCCAGGGCGGGCAACAAAGGCUGGUCCUACGACGAAAUCGAGCACUACUUCGAGCGGGCUGAGGAUGUCGAGGUACCAGGAAUGACAUCUGGCUCAGAAAAACGGAUAACAGGGGAAAAUGGACCCCUGAAAAUCAAGUAUUACGAUCACAGGCCUGAAUUCACCGAGGAAGUCCUCAAGGCAGCUGCAGAGCUCGGGUACAAGACCUCUCGACUAGCUGGAGAAGACAGCACUGGUUUCAUGAUCGCUCCCAUGAUCAUUGAGGAUGGAAUCCGUGGAACCACCUCUAGACUCUACCUCAGACCCAUUGCCCAUCGACCAAAUUUGAAGAUUCUCACUCAUGCCCAGGUUACUAGAAUCGUCAAGGAGAAUUGGGAUGGCGAGGCUCGAGGAGUCGAACUCAUCGACAGAAAAGGUACCAGGAAGAUAAUUCGCGCUGAUAAGGAGAUAAUCCUAACAGCUGGAGCUAUUGGAUCUCCCCAGAUUCUUUUGAACUCUGGAAUUGGUCCUAAGAAGGAUCUCGAAGAGCUGGGAAUUCCUGUAUGGGAGGAUCUGCCUGUGGGCCACAAUCUUCACAAUCACGUGUCCUAUGGCAUCAAAAUGAGUAUCAAUGACACUUAUUAUGAGACAAUAACUGUAGAUGCUGUGGAGAAGUUCUUGCACAAUCGGACAGGACCUCUCACCAGCACUGGACUUACACAGGUGACAGCUUUCCUCGAGAGCUCUUUCACAACGCCAGGGGUGCCUGAUAUUCAGGUAUUCUUCGAUGGAUUCAGCUCCAAGUGCCCGAUGUUGGGGGUGAAGGACGAGUGUCCUGGGGGAACUGUUGGCUCCUGCCCAGGGAGAAGAGAAUUAGUCGCCAGACCCACAACUGCCAUUGUUAAGACACGAGGUGUUCUCAAACUCAGGUCUAAGGAUCCCCUCGAUAGACCACUGCUCUAUCCAAAUUAUUUUGAGGACGAGCAGGACCUCAAGGUCCUACUGGAGGGCAUCAGGAAGGUCGAGGAAAUGAUUGAUACCAAGACCAUGAAAAAAUGGGACUUGAGAUUUGAGGAAACCAAUUUCACUGCUUGUUCCAGGUAUCACUUUGGAACUGAUGCCUAUUGGGAAUGCAUGAUUAGGACGCAAACAGGUCCAGAGAAUCAUCAAGCAGGAACUUGCAAGAUGGGUCCCUCGAGGGAUCCAACAGCUGUAGUGGAUCCGGAACUCCGCGUCCAUGGAAUUCCAAAUAUCAGAGUAGCUGAUGCCUCGAUAUACCCUGAGGUACCAAACGCGAAUCCCACCGCUUCCAUCGUCAUGAUCGCCGAAAAGGCAGCGGACAUGAUUGGGAACACGUGGAUCGGCAUGUAGAAAAAUUUAGUGACACCCAAAAAAAUUUCACUGCACUUGUAGGAAUUUAUUUAAUUUUCACUGACGAUUGCGACUGAUUUCUCAAUACUAUAGGAUUUAAUUUAAUUCAACAUUACAUUAUUAUCAUUAAUGAAUAUUGAAUUCGCUUUCAUUAGACUAGCUUGAAAAUUCAGAGAUUAAACAUCUGAUUUUUCAGUAUAAAAAAACUAGAGAAAAAAUAUGAUAAAUAAUCCAAGAAAUCAGACUACUCUGCUUGAAUCAAGUAGAAAAAAUUUCUGAAUGAGGAUUUUUUUUUGAGUGUACCGUAGGAAAUUAAAAUGUGAAUAAAGACUUGUUACAUUUAUCCCAUUGUACUUCAGAGAUAUUUUUUGAGAAUGUUAAAAUACUCUCUGUCAUGACUUACGUAAAUAGCACUGCCGAUAUAAAUAAAUUUCAU
Molecule: messenger RNA, 2455 nt
Organism: Fopius arisanus
Lineage: Eukaryota; Metazoa; Arthropoda; Insecta; Hymenoptera; Braconidae
Product: glucose dehydrogenase [FAD, quinone]
Exons: 6
Coding region: 76-2019 (647 amino acids)
Molecular function (GO): flavin adenine dinucleotide binding; oxidoreductase activity, acting on CH-OH group of donors
Source: RefSeq, a predicted model, not a curated record